Acanthoscelides obtectus is the source of this 629-nucleotide messenger RNA. The record is from the annotation of a GenBank genome assembly. NCBI's taxonomy places the organism in Eukaryota, Metazoa, Arthropoda, Insecta, Coleoptera, Chrysomelidae.
GUUCUUGACGCGCAAUACAGGGAUGACAACUGAGGAUGUGAAAUUUUUGUAAACUGGUACAAAUUAGUUGAUAAAUCUGAUACCAAUUACCAACAUUUGCAUUAUGCGUGUAACAGUAAGAAAAUUAACAAAUUCUGAGCCUGAGGACCAUCAUUUAGAAAUAUCAGGUGCUGCAAGCGUUUUCGAAUUGAGGGAAUUAAUUUACGUUGUAUGUGAAGUUGAUGGCUGCCAAGAGCUUUUCUACGGAGGAAAACAGGUAUAACAGGAGCCGAGAUCCUGUUUAGGGAACCGAAUCUGGGACACACUGUAUAGAGGAAGCUCGAGGAGAGUGGCUGAAGGAGCCCCAGACCAGAGUGAAAUCCGGGAGUGUGCUUUGUUGUUGGAAAAAAAUAAAGAGGAGAGGGGGCCACUGAGACAUUUCUUUUAAAAUCAGCUCGAUUUUUGAUCAUUUGUUGGCAUUUGCUGGUCCCUGUAGCAGUGAUUUGAUCAAACAUCAGAUGACAUCAAUCACUUCUUAGAGCUUCUGUCAACAAAGUUGAUCGCUAGUGACCAAUAAACAAGUACAGCAUUGAAUAUGAAGAUCUUUUUUUGAUAUCCAAUAUGUUCUCAGUAUCAGUAAACUUUUUUGU